AUGAAUGCUGAGACUUGCGUCUCUUACUGCGAGUCGCCGGCUGCUGCCAUGGACGCCUACUACAGCCCGGUGUCGCAGAGCCGGGAGGGCUCCUCGCCUUUCAGGGCAUACCCCGGCGGCGAGAAGUUCGGCACAACUUUCCUCUCGGCCGCCGCCAAAGGGCAGGGAUUCGGAGACGCCAAGAGCCGGGCCCGCUACGGCGCGGGGCAGCAGGACCUGGCGGCACCCCUGGAGAGCGGCGCCGGGGCGCGGGGCUCCUUUACCAAGUUCCAGCCGCAGCCGCAGCCGCCGGCCCCGCAGCCGCCGCCGCCGCCGCCACCGCCGCCGCCGCCGACCGCGCAACCCCCGCAUCUCUACUUGCAGCGCGGCGCUUGCAAGACUCCCCCGGACGGCAGCCUCAAACUCCAGGAAGGCAGUGGCGGCCACAACGCGGCCUUGCAGGUCCCCUGCUACGCCAAAGAGAGCUCCCUGGGUGAGCCGGAGUUGCCGCCAGACUCUGACACCGUGGGGAUGGACAGCAGCUACCUCAGUGUGAAGGAGGCUGGAGUGAAGGCGCCCCAGGACCGGGCCAGCGCCGAGCUGCCCAGCCCGCUGGAGAAGGCCGACUCCGAGAGCAACAAGGGCAAGAAGCGGAGGAACCGAACCACCUUCACCAGCUACCAGUUGGAGGAGCUGGAGAAGGUCUUCCAGAAGACCCACUACCCCGACGUGUAUGCCCGGGAGCAGCUGGCCAUGAGGACAGACCUCACCGAGGCCCGCGUGCAGGUCUGGUUCCAGAACCGGAGGGCCAAGUGGAGGAAGAGGGAGCGUUUUGGACAGAUGCAGCAGGUUCGAACCCACUUCUCCACUGCCUACGAGCUGCCCCUCCUCACCCGAGCGGAGAACUAUGCCCAGAUUCAGAACCCGUCCUGGAUCGGCAACAAUGGGGCUGCCUCACCGGUGCCAGCCUGUGUGGUCCCCUGUGACCCGGUGCCCGCCUGCAUGUCCCCUCACACCCACCCCCCGGGCUCCGGGGCCAGUGGAGUCACCGACUUCCUGAGCGUCUCCGGGGCUGGCGGCCACGUGGGUCAGACACACAUGGGAGGCCUGUUUGGAGCGGCGGGCCUCAGCCCAGGCCUCAACGGCUACGAGCUCAAUGGCGAGCCGGACCGCAAGACCUCGAGCAUCGCGGCCCUGCGCAUGAAGGCCAAGGAGCACAGUGCGGCCAUCUCCUGGGCCACAUGA
Molecule: messenger RNA, 1224 nt
Organism: Callorhinus ursinus (northern fur seal)
Lineage: Eukaryota; Metazoa; Chordata; Mammalia; Carnivora; Otariidae
Gene: ALX4
Product: ALX homeobox 4
Biological process (GO): regulation of transcription by RNA polymerase II
Molecular function (GO): DNA-binding transcription activator activity, RNA polymerase II-specific; RNA polymerase II transcription regulatory region sequence-specific DNA binding
Source: RefSeq, a predicted model, not a curated record